Molecule: messenger RNA, 5420 nt
Organism: Carassius auratus (goldfish)
Lineage: Eukaryota; Metazoa; Chordata; Actinopteri; Cypriniformes; Cyprinidae
Product: immunoglobulin superfamily member 3-like
Exons: 11
Coding region: 46-4221 (1391 amino acids)
Cellular component (GO): membrane
Source: RefSeq, a predicted model, not a curated record
CAAUAACUUAGAGAUAAGAAAGCAGACGGAUCGAUCAGUUUAAGGAUGGUAGACUUUUGGUGCCAAAAGUGGAAGCUGCCACUAUUGUUGUGUCUCACAGGACUGCUGCAGUGGGAUCUGUGCAGUGGUCAGAUUCAGGUCCAGAUCCAGAAAGGUCCUCUGUAUAGAAUGAAAGGAUACCCCAUCUCCAUAUCCUGUAAUGUUACAGGGUUUACAGGGCCAUCUAAACAGGAUUUUGAGUUCAUUCUCAAGAAACAAAAUAUGGAGUUAAAUAUGAUCAGUACCAGUGACCCAAACUUUGCCUACGGAAUGUUCUCCGAUAGAAUAAGAAAAAAAGAGAUUUAUAUUGAAAGGCUGUCAGGAUCUUCAGUUAUCUUGUGGAUCAAAGCUUUGCAGGAGAAUGAUGCAGGUGAUCUGCUCUGUGCGACCCUACACACAGGUGGUGAAUAUUUCGGAGAUUAUGGUGCUGAGUCAAAGCUUAAUGUGAUAGCAGACACCCUGGAGGCAUCGUACUCGGCCUCUCCCUCACAGAGCUUGUCUGAAGGGGAUCCUCUUCAGCUUGAGUGCCAGGUCUCCAGCCAGACUUGUCAACACUCUCAUCUGUCGGUCACCUGGUUUCUUCAUGGUGAAGAUGAUGAAAACCCCCGGCCAAUCAUUACUCUGGACAAAGAUCUGACUGUAAAGCCAGGAGCUGGAUUUGAGGAUCGCUAUCGUGCUGGUCUUAUCAGCAUGGAUAAGGUGGAGGACACAACCUACAGACUGAAGAUGCCUCAAGUGCAGCAGUCCGACCAGGGGAAGUUCUUCUGCAAAGCCAUUGAGUGGAUCCAAGACCCAGACCGUUCCUGGACACAGAUUGCCCACAAAACCACCAAAGCAUGUGAUGUAGAGAUUAAACGAAUCGAGAGUAAUCUGGCGGUGGUCAUGCUGAUGAAUGAUGCGGUGACUGAGGGAGAUGCACUACAUGUCUCCUGCUCAGUGUCAGGAUUCAAGGGUCCUUUAUCAGUGUCAUGGCAACACAAGAAAGCCCUGAGGGCUUUCUUCAGUGAUGUCGUUAGUCUGACCCAUGAGGGAGUGAUGAAAGAUGUUGGGGCAAGGUAUCAGAGCAGAAACGUCCAGACAUUUCAUUCUCCAGCUGGAAGCUUUACUCUACAGCUUGGUGUUUCUUCUAUAUCUGACAGCGGAGAAUAUAAGUGCAUUGUGUCUGAAUGGACAGUACAGAGCAAUGGAGAGAUGAAAGCCAUCACCCAAUCUCAGCAAAAAGCCAUUACAGUUAAAUCUGUUGAAUCUCUAAUGGCGGUGAGCUUGACAAGUCGUACAACAAUUGUACCUAUAGAUUCUCCAGUACAACUGCUAUGUCGAGUCAGAGGGCCUAAAGUGUCUUUGGCUCUACGCUGGAUGUUUCAGCCCCACAAUUCAGCUGCUCAAAUAAAUAUUGUAUCCAUAAGUCACACUGGAGAAAUGGAAUGGAGAGCAGAUCAGAGAAACUAUCAGCUGAACAUUCAAGCACAGCCGGGAGACACUCGUUUCACUCUCAUGGUGCCGAGAGCCAGCAAACAACAAGAAGGACAGUACCAGUGUCAAGUUGAUGCCUAUCAAAAGGAUGUACAGAAAGCCUUUAAGAACUCCAACCUGUUAGCUGUGAUUGUAAACAAACCUGACAGCAAGAUGAGCCUGCUCUCACCCACUUCUCGUCUGGAAACCACUGUCGACACUGAUGCUAAGCUUGAAUGCUCAGUCAUGAAGACAACCACAAAUACGUCUCGUUUCACAGUAACAUGGAUGUUUGGGUCCCAGGUGCUCUUAACUAUGGACUUAGAUGCUGUUGUCAAGUUUGGCCCUGCAGCCGGCCUAGAGAUGGACCAGAGGAUCCGUUUGGAAAUAAGACAGAAACAGAACUUCCAGCUGACUAUCCAGCAGGUCAGAACAUCUGACAGUGGACAAUAUCACUGUGAGGUGGAAGAGUGGCUCCAGGAUCCUCUUGGUGACUGGUAUUCCCUCAAGAAAAUGUCUGUUUCCACAGAGCUGGUUGUCAAAGAGAAAGCCAGUUAUUUCAAAAUGAAUAAAGCUGAUACUCAGUUGAAGGUUGAAGAGGGAAAGCAGGUAAAGUUGAAAUGCUCAGUGGAGGGCAUUGGGUCUGAUCCCACUCUUCGUUACUCCCUUACCUGGAUGUUUAACCAAUACCAGUCCACCACUUCUGCACUUCUGACAUAUAGCCAUGAUGGCCUUCUGAAGUACAAAAGCUUUGACUCAGAGCUUGUGGGGCGACUUCACUUCUCCACCCCAGAAGUGGGUGUCUUUAACUUGACUAUCCAUAGAUCCAUCCAGGAAGACAGGGGGCAUUACUACUGUGAAGUUCAACAGUACCAGCUGGACUGUAAAGGUCAAUGGUCACGCAAGGCAAGGGACAAGUCAGGUUUUACCAAUGUUACUGUUCAGCUUAUAGAGAACAAACUGCAGGUUAACAAGGAGGAAAAAAGCCUGACCAUUACCAAUCUACAAGCAGGGUUCACCAUUGACUGUGUCAUUAAGUCACGGUCCAGUGAUAAAUCUUUGUUUGAGGUGACUUGGUCCAGGGGCCUGAUAAAUGAACGACCUGUCAUCAUCUUCAAUGCCAGCCGUGAUGGUACCUUACACAGUGCAAUCGAUGAUAAAGAGCUGGUGUUUGGACGCCCAAGUGCCAUGCGAUAUAAGCUGACAGUGCCAAACGUCAACCCCACUGAUACUGGCCUUUACCACUGUCAGGUUGUUGAAUGGAUUCAGACUGCUGCAAAUAAGUGGAGAAGUAUAGGUCAAGACAUGUCUGGGAAGAUAUCUGUCCAUGUUGACACUGAGGAACAACAAAAAAAUUUCAGCUUUACCAUGGACAAGAAAGACAAUAAUCUUGACAUCAAAGAAGGAGAGCAGUUUGAUCUUGAAUGCUCCCUGAAUAUAGAAAAAGAUGACCCUACUCAUCACUACAGUCUCAGAUGGGUGUUUAAUAGACCAGGGUCAACUAGUGGGAUACCUUUACUGUCCUACUCUCAUGAUGGUCGUCUACAGUACCAUUCAGGGAAUCAGGACAGGUUACGCUUCUCCAGACCUAAUUCUGAUACUUUCCAUCUGGCAGUAUUAAACUCUGAUAAAGCUGAUAGUGGAAGCUACCAGUGCAGAGUUGAGCAGUACCAGCAUGAUUGUAAUGGCCAGUGGAAACCAAUGGCACGUGCCCAGUCAGGCACUACUACAGUCACAGUUCGCAGUAUCGAAAGAAAACUGCGUGUUCAGAAGGACAAUCAAAUGCUCAACAUUACAAAUCAUCAGACUUCAUUCACCAUUGACUGUGUCAUUGACUCACAAUCCAGUGAUACAUCUGUCUUUGAGGUCACCUGGUUCAAGGUUCAGGAAGAAGGACCACUCACCAUGUUCUCUGCCAGGCAUGAUGGGACCUUACACAGUGCAAUUCCUGAUAAAAACCUUUUGUUUGGACGACCACUUGCCACACACUAUAAACUGACUGUGCUACAGAUCAGCCCCACUGAUAUGGGGCAAUACUACUGUCAGGUUGAGGAGUGGCUUCUAACUUCUAACACCUGGAAGAAAUUGGCUUCAGAUAAAUCUGGAGAGCUCUCCAUCUACGUUCACACUGAAGAAAGUAAACUGCAUGUUCAGAAGAACAAUCGGAUGAUCAACAUUACGAACGAUCAGACUUCUUUCACCAUUGACUGUGUCAUUGACUCACAAUCCAGUGAUGCGUCUGUCUUUGAGGUCACCUGGUUCAAGGUUCAGGAAGAUGGACCACUCACCAUGUUCUCUGCCAGGCAUGACGGUACCUUACACAGUGCAAUUCCUGAUAAAAAUCUUCUGUUUGGACGACCACUUGCCACACACUAUAAACUGACUGUGCUACAGAUCAGCCCCACUGAUAUUGGGCAGUACUACUGUCAGGUUGAGGAGUGGCUUCUAACUGCUAACACCUGGAAGAAAUUGGCUUCAGAUAAAUCUGGAGAGCUCUCCAUCUAUGUUCACACUGAAGGUGAUUCUGAAAAACAGACAGACCCGUUGGGAACGGCACUGGGAGUCACCAUUCCUCUGAUUUGCUUUCUUGUUUUGGUCAUAAUAUUGUUGUUGAUAAAGGAUCACAAGAGGAAUUCUGAACUGAAGAAGAAGAAAGAGUGUCUGUGGGCUGAAAAUAACCCCCUUACUCCUCUACCUGAGGGGACUUGUGUUGCAGAGGAUCAUUCCUAGUAUUAGUGCAGUAAUACGCAAUUACAUACACAAAAUGUUGUUACUGAGGGAUAUCUAUUUUCAAAUUUAACUUACCCCUACAUUUAAGGAUAAUGUAUUUGCAUUGCUAUAAAUCCAUUUAUUAUGAGGCAAGAUAAGAAUAAUAUUUAAACCAGUGUUUCUGGUUUUGCUUCAGGGACUUGAUUUUACAUACAUACUAAACAAGAGUGUUUGUUUAUAUGAGCAUGACAGAUGUAACAGCCUUGUUUUUACAGUUUGAGCAUCUCUUGAGUUUCGAUUCGUACUCUUAACUAUUCAUUAAUCUCUCCUGAAAACAUAUUUCAUGUAUCUUAGGUUGCAUUUUACCUCGCUUAGUUUUGCUCUUUGUUUUUUGAGAAUGAUAUUUUUUAAUGCAACCUCUCUAUGCUAAUUUCUGCUGAGUGAAAGAAAAAAAAAAUGUGCCAGCAGUUUGUUUGUUUGCACAGUCUUCGAAGUCAACAUAAAAACAUAAGAAACAUGUUUUGCAAUUUGUAUAUAUUUUUUUUACUUGGUUUUUGCAGUUGUAAUUGCAUAUUAUUAUAGAGUUCACAUUUGAAUUGUGCUGUAUACAUAACAUGGCUAUAAUAAAAUUGAAGUUAUAGUUAUGAUGAUGCCAUAUGUUCAAUUGAAUGCAGUUCAGUUCAUGACAUUUACUUAUUAACUCUUUUUAGGUAUUCACGGGCAGUUCAAAAGUAACAGCAAUCACCGCACAUGCUGUGUAGACAUUUCCAUGGUAGACGGGAAGUCAAGAUGCUCUGAGCAGAUCUGUUUAGCAAUCACUAUGCAGUGGUUGUGGGUUUUUUUUUUAUUUAAUUUUUUUUGCUCAAGACUGUUGGGCUGAUCUCACAAUGAAGUCAAAGAGGAAAAUGCUUUCUUUGCAAAAGCACGGCGCAUGACUGAAACCACUAAAAGACAUUUGGUUUUUAAAGCCAGUUUACUGUCACUUUUUUGCCAUGGGAACCCUGGACAGAAGAAAGCCAUGUCAUGGUUUAUGAUAAAUGUGUGUAGUUUUUAAAUGUGUUUUGUAAUCGAUUUUAGAAUCUGUUUAACCCUUUUCAGUCAAUGUACGGUACUGCACCUAAAUAAAAGCUUGUCUGAGAUGUCAGCCCCACAUUCGGACACACCUUAUUUAGAAUUGUAGAUUUAGAUUUGUAAUCAUAAAAUGUUUUUUAGAAAAUAUA